AUGCCUCGCCCGACGCGCGAAUCUUACGGCGACCAGAAACCGCCGUUCUCGUACAUCGCGCUGACCGCCAUGGCCAUCUGGAGUUCGCCGGAGCGAAUGCUCCCGCUGUCAGAGAUCUACCGCUUCAUCACGGAUCGGUUCCCGUACUAUAGACGAAACACCCAGCGGUGGCAGAACUCGUUGAGGCACAAUCUCUCGUUCAACGAUUGCUUUGUGAAGGUUCCGCGGCGGCCUGACCGGCCCGGUAAAGGCGCUUAUUGGACGUUACACCCCCAGGCGUUCGAUAUGUUCGAAAACGGGUCUCUACUCCGCAGACGUAAGAGAUUCAAGCUUCACAAGGGAGAGAAGGACAGCUUGAACGCUGAACUCGCGGCGUUGGCAAGUUUUAACAGAGCGUUCCUCGCUAGGCAAGCUGGGUCUGCACCAGGGAUGGGCAGUAGCAUGUAUGCCCCAAUGUCAAUAUCUAGACCUAGUCCUGAACCGAUGGAUGCGCCGGACACAGCGGCUCUGCUGCCAGCCGGUCCGAGACCUAGACGGGCCUUUACAAUCGACGCUUUACUGGAACCAGAACCUCGACAGUCACCGUCCCCUCCUCCGCCGCAGCAGCCACAGCCCCAUUACCCGAUGCCCCUGCCAGCGCCAUAUUUGCUGGCAGCUCAGAGGUAUCAUGCAGAACUGCUUGCGGGUCUGCAGCAGUCCUGUCUCCCACCCUUAUGGACGUGGCGGGAUACAAGUCAAUUUUCACAUUAUACGCUUAAUUCAUGA
This is a messenger RNA of Leptosia nina, 765 nucleotides long. NCBI's taxonomy places the organism in Eukaryota, Metazoa, Arthropoda, Insecta, Lepidoptera, Pieridae. The record is from the annotation of a GenBank genome assembly.